Molecule: messenger RNA, 3065 nt
Organism: Pecten maximus
Lineage: Eukaryota; Metazoa; Mollusca; Bivalvia; Pectinida; Pectinidae
Product: dynactin subunit 4-like
Exons: 15
Coding region: 39-1421 (460 amino acids)
Cellular component (GO): dynactin complex
Source: RefSeq, a predicted model, not a curated record
UCCGAAGCAAUCCGAAAAGAAAUUUCGUCAUAGCCAAUAUGGCGACGUUUCAGGCGCUGAACGUCAACUUGGUGAAAUACGUAUGCUCUUGUGGGAAAAAUCAUCCUGUUUGCAGGCUAUAUUUGUGUCGACACUGCUUGAAGUUAAGAUGUGGAGAUUGUGUACUUCAUGAAGUGGACACCCCAUACUGCCCGAAUUGCCUUGAGCACAUGCCAUCAACAGAGGCAAAGCUAAAGAAAAACAGGUGCAGUAACUGUUUUGACUGUCCAAGCUGUGGACACACUAUGACCACUAGAGCCACAAGUCAAGUGGUCACUAAUCCUGAUGAUCCCAACAAGACCACUACCAAGAAGGUUUACUACCUUGCGUGUGGCUUCUGUCGCUGGACCACCAGGGAUGUAGGCAUUACGGACAAACCACAAGCCAGUGGAUGCUGGGAAGCUCUUGAGAAUCCAGACUCUAAAAGGAUUUUCUCUCUUUUGGAGACCUACCAACAACUUGCUCAGCGAGAGAAAACUGAAAAAGAGAGGAAGAAAUAUGUGAGGCGGCGCAGUUACCUCAACUAUGCGGCUAGUAUGGACAAGUACGGACUCACAUCUGUAGCUGCCAAGAAGAAGGCUUCAGUGGGCUCCAGUAUGAGCAUUCACAGAUUUUGUACCCUGAAGGAGAAUGAGGAGGCUGUAAUUAAGACAUUUUCGCCUCCGGAGCCUGUAGUUGACUUUGAUCCCUUGCCAGAUGACAUUUUUACAGAGCCAGUAUUACUGGACAAAGUUGCCAGUAUUGGCCAGAGACUUGCCAGUCCUGAGUUCCAGCCAGAGGAAGCAGGGUCUUUGUAUCCUCGCCACAAGCACCUGCUGAUUCGCAGGUCACUUAGGUGUAAGGAAUGUGAACACAAUUUGAGCAAACCAGAAUUCAACCCACUUUCUAUAAAAUUUAAGAUCCAGUUGAUAGCAUUACUUCAUGUUCCAGAGAUAAGAAUUUUCUCUCCUACUGAACUCAAGUUCAAAAAGGAGUGUAAGGUAGUGCUGUCUGUCUGUAACCCUGCUGUGUACAACACAACCAUCAGUCUAAUACCCAUAAAGGAUGAAGACAACUUCAGCAACUCAAAGGUUGAACUGCCAAAACAAGAAGUGAUAAUUUCUAGCCGGGACGAUGCUGCAAUAUAUGAUGAUGGAAACCAAGGACAGGAGGUGUUCAAGGAUGAUCCAAGUAUUGUGAAGUUUAGAAGAGACAAUAAGAUUGGGAUAAUAAUCAAGGUGACACCAGGAAUUCAGGAGGGUGAUGUCAAGGUUGGUUUCUGGCUGAAGCAUGACUACAGGAACACUGCCAUUGCCCUCCCAUCAGAAGGUCAGGAACCCCAGACUGUGUGGCUCCAGCAUCGAGUCCAUCUCAACAUCGGCCCGCUCAAGGUCACAAAAUGAGAAAAGAACUUUUGAUAUGAAGGGGUCACUGAAUGAGGACCAGAUCCUGUGGUCUUAAACAGAUUCUCGACCCUAGUCAACUCCAGCAAGCAGAUCAUUACAGUGGAAAUAUAUCAGACAAGACUUAUAUCCACUAGUUGUUUGGUUACCUAAAACUUUGUCUAUUUUAAUCGCCUUUUGUCCGUCGUCCAUUCGUAAACAAUUUACAUUUUCGACUUUUCAAUAACCAAGAGGCCUAGAGACCUGAUAUUGACCCAAUUGCUUGUGACUUAUUCUUGUUAGCCAAAAGAUAUAACAUUAUGAUGGUCAGCUUCCUUAGAUCCAUAUUAAUGACCUGAAGAAACUUUUUAAAAAAUCACAUCAAUUCAAGUCUUUCCAACAAAAACUAUAGAACAGGUGGACGGUAAAGGCCUGGUUGGCGUCUUGUUUAUUUUUGGUGUACGGUUUAUUCAGAAUUUGUAUCUGAAUUUUUCUUACAUAGAUUAUAUUGUAUUUGUUCAUAUGCUUUUACUUAAUUAAAUAGAGAAGACUAGUUAUUUUCUGUGUAAUCGGUAUACAAAUUAAACCUAAGAAAUUGAAAUAAGUGACAAGGUUCAUCUGAUAUGAGCUAACAAUAAUUUUGCACAAUGCUCACUUUCCUUUUCCUACUGUGCAAAAUUUUCAAACAAGUGUCUGUUCAUUAAAAAAAUUGUAGGAUUAUUUUUCUUUUCUUCUUUUUGAAUUGAACUUUGAAUCCACCUUUCUGCUUUGAACUUCAAGUUAUAGUUUGUUCACAAUGUAUAUUUAAAAGAUUUUGCAAAUACCAUUAAUUAUCAGUGUAACAGAGGGCAGUAUUAAUGACAUUUCAAUGCCUCCUCUAGGGAUCGAACCCAGGAUCUCAGGAUUACUCAUCUUACCAGUUCUCUUUAUGAUAUUUAACAGGGUUAAUUGAGUUCUCUUUAUGAUAUUUAACAGGGUUAAAUUAGUAUUAAUGAACUACUAACAAAGAAAAUCUGCCAGUUUAAAUAUAUCAUAAAGAUGCUUCAAAUAGAAGGUUGUUGGGAAAAUAUGGCUGAGAUUAAAUAUUACCUUUAUUGCUGCUACACCAUUCGAGGUAACCAUCAAUAGUACACAAAAAAUUAGAUCAUAAAAGUUUUCAGGGUGAAAACCAUUUGAUAAAUAAAUGUAGAAAUAUCAGUUCAGAAGUCUGAUUGAGGAAUUCUGAAAGUUUAUUUUGUAAAAUUAACUCUGGGUUUUUUUUGUGGUACUCAUUACAUGUGUGUUAAUGUUCCUAACUAUUGUAGGUAUAGAAUAGUGCUGAGUAGCUUCACCGUGUAACAGCAGUUAUGAUGAGAUGUGUGUGAUUGUGGAAUUCCUUUUAAGAAAUUCUGAUAUUAGAGUUAUUUAUUGCGAAAAUGAAGACAUCUGUUGUGGUGUCAUCAUGUACUAUGGAGGAAAGCUUAGUGAUAUGUUUCUGAAGAAUCAAAUGAUUUUGUGCUUUGCAGAAUUGUAUUUGCUUGACUUUAUAAAAACCUUCCAAGCCUACAUUACAACUCUGUGAUAUGUUUGCUACUCCUUAAAAACUGCAUUUACACUGGUACUAUAUGUUGUUGUGGGAGUGGCAUGUUCAGUGCUGGACAAUAAAUAUUUAUCUCAUAACUCAAA